UUAUUAAUCAACAGACAAAUGUCAUGAACAUAUAAAUAUUUCCAUUAAUUUUAGUUAAAUACUAAAUAAUGCGUUGGAGCGAAGCGGCUACGCUUGAGUUUGUGAAAUUAUAUUUAAAACACGAGUGCCUUUGGAAUCCCAACAACUCAAGCUACAAGUUGAAACAACACAGGGAUAAAGCUUACGCGGAAAUAUGUUCGGAGUUCAAAUCUAUAAAACACCUUACGACACCCGAGGUGAAAAUGAAAAUUAAAAACUUAAGGACAACCUAUAUCCAGCAAGUGCACAAAAUACUGCAAAAAUCCAGUCCCGACUGUAUCUAUGAACCGUCUUUGGUUUGGUUUAAUGAGAUGGAUCAGUGUUUGAAACAUAUUCCUACUAAUCGGCAUUUAUCAUCUUACAGUAUUCAAGAAACACCAGAAGUAGAUUCCUCAAGUAAUGCAUUGUUAUGGGAUAACAAUGAUGAUCAAAACGAUACUGAACACUUUCAUCCGGAUCCCCUUGUGCCAAAUUCAGAUGAUGAUUUUGACUCUUUGAAAACUGAGUCUUCAACCCAAAUUAAAACAGACCUAUCUACUUCUCCAGUACCAUAUAAGAAAAUAAAAAAUAAGAAAUUAAAACACAAAAGCCAUACUAUUAAAAAUUCAGAAGACUUUGAAAGCAAACAAGAGGAUGAGUUUGAUAUAUACGGCAAAUAUAUAGCUUCACAAUUAAGAAAGAUGAACUUAGAGAAAGCAUUGAGGCUUCAGUUGCAGAUACAGAGUUUAGUUAGUGAAGCCAGGAUAUCAGAUAUUAGUAGUGAUUUUAAAAUGAGGUUUAGUGAGAAGGAAACUUAUCAAUUUGUUAAAACAUAUUUUAAACAAGAACAUUUAUGGAACACCAGACAUCUAGCGUACAAAUCGAACCAACGAAGAUUAAUUGCAUACAGAGCGCUAAUCGAAGAGUUUAGUCAAUCCACUGGUAUUGAACUUUCGCUGACACAGCUGAGAAUGAAAAUAAAGAAUUUAAAGUCGACAUAUUUACAGGAAUUGCAUAAAAUAACGCACAGGGCAGAUUACAAACCAGCAAUGAAAUGGUUUGCUGUCUGGCACAAACACAUUCAGAGCAUCAACAGUCGCGAAUCUUUGGAGGAGUCAAACACAACGGAUGACGAAAACCCAAAGUUGUGGCUCUCUGAAGCAAUAGACAAUGACUCAGUUGAUCCAUUUGAAUCAAGUCCUAGUAAUGACUAUUUAAUGGCCAUUAAACCAGAACCUAAAUCAAAACACGAUCAAUCAAACUCAUAUAACAGAUCUAGAAGUUUUGAAAAUAGUGCUAGCACCGAUAUAAGUGUAUCAGAUUUGAAUGUUACAGAGAGUAAUAUGAAUUCUGCAGGUAUAAUGAGAGAUGAUGAGUUUGAUAUUUACGGUAAAUAUGUUGCUUCACAGCUCAGGAGCAUGGAUUUACAGAGAGCAUUGACUUUACAACUAGAAAUACAAAACCUUGUUAGUGGGGCAAGACUUGCUGAAUUAUCAGAUCGACGUGAAUCAAACUCUGUUAUAAAUUAAAUAUAAACCUAUUUAUUACCUU
Molecule: messenger RNA, 1569 nt
Organism: Pararge aegeria (speckled wood butterfly)
Lineage: Eukaryota; Metazoa; Arthropoda; Insecta; Lepidoptera; Nymphalidae
Exons: 4
Coding region: 69-1547 (492 amino acids)
Source: RefSeq, a predicted model, not a curated record